Messenger RNA from Zymoseptoria tritici IPO323, 2082 nucleotides. RefSeq lists its product as uncharacterized. NCBI's taxonomy places the organism in Eukaryota, Fungi, Ascomycota, Dothideomycetes, Mycosphaerellales, Mycosphaerellaceae. The transcript has a single exon. The record is from RefSeq and is a predicted model, not a curated record. Bases 172 to 2082 code for a protein of 636 amino acids.
GAUCGUCAGCAUGUGCCGUUCAGAUCCUACCUUAUACUCACUUUGGACACCACUCUCUCGAGUGACCUCACCUUGUCCAACGACCGAUCUGCAACCAUCGCCGCCUUGAAGGGAAACAAUCUCAUGACUUGAAAGCUCACAACCCCACCAUAGUCUGUCUGACUGCCCACAAUGGCGGAACUCCACGAGGCACUCGAGUGGCUGUCACCCACCGAUUGGAGUGAUGUGCCCACCGACAACCUAGAGCCAUAUCUUAAGGACGCGUUCGCCGCGGGCGAACUCAUAUGCAACUCUGUACCGCCGUUACCCAAUGGCACACCAUUCAACGAGUCCAAACCACACCAUGACACGCCCAAUACCGCCACAAGUCACAAGGACAUGCAUCCUUCGACUGUGCUUUCUCCGCCACCGCUAGAGGAACAUGAGAAUCUUCAAAAAGGAUGGGGGAAGCCGUACAAGAUGAAGGACAACGCAUUAGGAGUCCAGAUCUACAAGAUGGCAGCAAAGGAUCGGCACGGAGCAUGGUUUGCGAGAAAGAGCGUGCACGAGGGCUUGGGUUUUGACAAGAUGAAGCGGGCCAUGAUGCGAGAGUUUCCACACUCAAUGAGUAUCAAAGGCGGGCCGGGAGCUGGUGCGGUUCGUGGUAUCGCAGCAGACACACGACUCGAGAGGAGCGAUCUCCCAGGAGUAGGCAAGCUCGAGGUAUAUCAGUUAAGCGCACAGUUCCCGGGACCCACGACACCAAGAGAGUUCAUCACGCUACUUCUGAGCAGCGAUGAGGCAUUGUCAGAGAAGAGCGCGGCGAAACUUGCAGACGGCAAGACGCAUGCACCUAGACAUUUCAUGUUGGUGUCGAAACCAGUCGAGCACCCGAAUUCUGGUUCAAGAUCAGGCUUCGUUCGAGGUAAGUACGAGUCUGUGGAGCUCAUACGCGAAAUUCCGCUUUCUACCGCCAAACCCAAAUCUACUCCACAUCUCCGUGGGUCGGACGAGAAGAAUGAUCCAACGGAGGGUUCAGAGGAGCCCGAACUGAACCCUGUGGAGUGGAUCAUGAUCACUCGAAGCGACCCUGGUGGAGGGCUUCCUCGUUUCUUGAUUGAGAGGGGAACCCCAGACAGUAUGCUUGGAGAUGUACACAAGUUCUUCGAUUGGGCGUGCAGCCAGGGAGAGAUUCCCCAUCCAGAUGAGGAUCUCGCGAACGUCGAGGAGAAUGCCGGGAAGCAGGACGAAGUCGAGCAGCCAUCUGAGAGCCUGCCGAAUGGUACUAUGCACAGUGAGCCUGUUCCUGCAACCGCCGGUGGUGCUAACGCGGACACUUCUACGGAGCCCACUGCGUUAAGUGGUAUCUUGUCCAACAUCAGCAAAGCGAUAGAGACCUACGCACCUGCAUCAGUCGCCAACAUGAUUGUACAGCCAUCUGGGACUGGACAGUACGACUCGGACACUGACUCGGACUCAUCUACGGCAUCCUCCGCGGACUCUUUCAUAUCAGCAGAUGAAACAAAACGAGCAUCAGCUGCUCCGGGAAUCACACAUGUAGACUCCAUGGACGCGCUCAGUAUAAAAAGUGGGGAGUCUGAGACAAGUAAGAACAUGAGCCGGCACGAGAAGGAGGUGCAGAAACUCGUCCAAAAGCGAGAGAAGCUGGACCAGCAGCUGGCUAAGAAGCGGCUUGCUGAAGAAGCGAAACUCCGCCAAGCGAAGGAGAAGGACGAGGAGGAGGCGUCAAAGCAAAAGGACAAGAUCGAGCGCGAGCUGGUGAAGACGGAGGAAAAGCACAAGAAAGAAGUUGAGAAGUUGGAGGCGAAACAAGCGAAGGAGGCGAAGAAGGCUGAGGACAAGCGCAAGAAGAAGGACGAUCAGACAAAGCUGUCGAUGGUCACGAGAGAGCGAGAUGAGUUCCGAUCGCAGAGCGACUUGCUUCGGCAGGAGAACGCCGCUCUGCAAGCACAAAUCGCAGAGCUGCAGGCACAGAACAACACCAUGGCGCAAACGAUCAGCAACAAAGCGUUGAGCAAUCUUGAUUUGGGCAGGGCCAGGUCGGACAGCUUGAAGAGCACGAAUUCGAAGAAGAGCAAUUGA